Fundulus heteroclitus (mummichog) is the source of this 4733-nucleotide messenger RNA. It is a transcript of the gene esyt1a, whose product is annotated as extended synaptotagmin-like protein 1a. NCBI's taxonomy places the organism in Eukaryota, Metazoa, Chordata, Actinopteri, Cyprinodontiformes, Fundulidae. The record is from RefSeq and is a predicted model, not a curated record. The transcript has 31 exons. Gene Ontology annotation, biological process: lipid transport. The coding region runs from base 413 to 3682 and encodes 1089 amino acids. Gene Ontology annotation, molecular function: lipid binding.
AAUCGUUGUUUAAAUUGCUACAAUAUAGUUGCCCCCCCUCCCACGUCUCCAGCUGUAACAUAUUCGCAUUUCUGCGUGUGCGCUCUGGCCGACAGCGGCACAUGACGCUACAAGUUAAUGCCAGGGUCUGAGUAGUACGCCUGAUCUGAUGCAGGGCUUGAAGCAUGAGCCCGCCCUCUUCGGGUCUCGGUCUCUGCUCGCCCCAGCUCUUCCAGGGCAACCGCGCAAACGAUCGGACGCGGAACAGUUCGCCGCCGAGCCGAGGCGGAGCUCCGCGCAGAGGAAUCGUUCAUAGCCCCGCAGACAUGUCUCCGUUCCUGUAAUUAAACUGCGUCGCCUCUCUGCGCCAGAAGCGGAGAAGUUGAGAGAGGACAGGCCGACAGCUAUAGGUUUAAGUCGUCGGGAUCUCAGCAUGCCCGCCGUGGAUGCGGACGCGGACGCGGAGAUGAGCCGCGGCCCGGCUCCAGCUCCAGCACCAGCAGCACCGGCAGCACCGGCCUCACCGAGCCAGACCCCCGGCGAGGGCGCAGUCAGCGUCCUGUGGUCGUAUGCGAAAUGCGUCGCCGCUCUCCUCCCGGUCUACCUGGCCGGAUAUUACGGCUUCAGCGUGAGCCUGGUGCUGCUCGGGCUGAUGAUCUACAUAGGAUACAAACACAGCCGGCUGGAGAAGGAGAUGAGGCUCAGGUCUUCCAUGUACCUCCUGGAGAACGAGAGGGAGUUCACCACCCAGAAGCUCUUCAGAGCCAGGAGGGAUCUGCCUCCCUGGGUCAAUUUCCCAGAUGUGGAAAAAGUGGAGUGGCUAAACAAGAUCCUGCAGCAGGCCUGGCCCUUUGUUGGCCAGUAUCUGGAGAAGCUGCUGGUGGAAACCAUCGCUCCUGCCAUCCGAGCUUCAAGCAUUCAUCUGCAGACCCUCAGUUUCACUAAGGUCAACCUAGGAGAAAAGGCCCUGAAGCUGGUUGGUGUAAAGGCUCACACAGAAAACGAUAAAAGACAAGUUAUGUUGGAUUUGUACCUCAGCUACGCCGGGGACGUGGAGAUAAAUGUUGAAAUUAAAAAGUAUUUCUGCAAAGCUGGGGUGAAAGGAGUCCAGCUCCACGGAAAGCUGCGUGUGAUCCUAGAGCCGUUGAUCGGAGAUGUGCCGCUGGUUGGAGCCAUCACCAUGUUCUUCAUUCGCAGGCCUAAACUGGACAUCAACUGGACAGGACUUACUAAUCUGUUGGACAUCCCCGGUCUCAACGCCAUGUCAGACACCAUGAUAAUGGAUGCAAUAGCUUCCCACCUGGUGCUCCCCAACCGUCUCACAAUCCCGCUGGUGAAUGACCUGCACGUGGCACAGCUUCGCUCUCCUCUCCCAAGGGGAGUCGUUCGUAUCCACCUGCUGGAAGCUGAGGACCUAACAGCCAAGGACACUGUCAUCAAGGGGCUGAUCGAUGGGAAGUCAGACCCGUACGCCGUGCUGAGGGUGGGGACCCAGAUCUUCACCUCUCACCACGUGGACAGCAACCUGAACCCCCAGUGGAGGGAGAUGUACGAGGUUAUUGUCCAUGAAGUACCUGGUCAGGAGUUGGAAGUGGAAGUGUUUGACAAAGACCCAGACCAGGAUGACUUCCUGGGGAGGGCCAAGAUUGAUCUGGAUAUUGUGAAAAAGGCCCGAGUUGUGGAUGACUGGUUCAAUCUGAGGGACGCCCCAUCUGGCAGCGUCCACCUGCGGCUGGAGUGGCUCUCUCUGCUGUCCUCUGCUGACAGACUAAGCGAGGUGAUACAGAAGAACCAGAACUUGACAGCAAAGACAACUGAUCCCCCGUCUGCUGCCAUCCUCGCCGUCUAUAUGGACCAAGCUUAUGAGCUGCCUAUGAGGAAAGGGAACAAGGAUCCGAGCCCAAUGGUGCAGAUUUCUAUUCAGGACACAACUAAAGAAAGCAAGACCUGCUACGGGACCAACAGCCCUGUUUGGGAGGACGCUUUCACUUUCUUCAUUCAGGAUCCUCGUAAACAAGACAUAGACAUUCAGGUGAAGGACGAUGACCGCGCCUUGUCGUUAGGCAGCUUGACGAUUCCUCUGAGCCGCCUCCUGGAGAGCCACGACCUCACCUUGGACCAGUGGUUCCAGCUGGAGAAUUCGGGUUCAGCCAGCCGCCUCUAUGCCAAGAUUGUGCUAAGGAUCCUGUGGCUGAGCGAUGACGCCUCUCCCACGACUCCGUCCCCGCCCCCUUCGGGCUCGGGAUCCGGACUGGGUUCAGGAGAGAUCACCUCCAACCAGGGCUCCACAGGGCCCGGCGGGCUAGCUAAGCCUCAGCCGUCGCGGCCGCAGAACACCACCCCUGAUCUGGAGUUUGCAACCGAGGGGGUGUUACGAAUCCAUCUGGUGGAGGCCCAAAACCUGAUAGCCAAGGACAACUUCAUGGGGGGCAUGGUGAAAGGGAAGAGCGACCCCUAUGUCAAGAUCAAGGUCGCCGGUAUAACUUUCCGCAGCCACACCAUCAAAGAGAACCUCAAUCCUGUCUGGAAUGAACUUUAUGAGGUGAUUUUGACCCAGCUCCCAGGUCAGGAGAUCCAGUUUGAGCUGUUUGAUAAGGACAUUGAUCAGGAUGACUUCCUUGGAAGGUUUAAGCUUAACCUGAGAGACAUCAUCAGCGCCCAGUUCAUUGAUACGUGGUACACUCUAAAUGAUGUAAAGUCAGGUCGCGUUCACCUGGUGAUGGAGUGGCUGUCCAGGGUGAACGACAUUCCCAGACUGGAGCAGGUAUUGCAGUAUCAGUCGCAGCAGACGUACCAAAACAAGGUGGUGCCAUCGGCGGCCCUGCUGUUUGUGUACGUGGAGCGAGCUCACGGCCUGCCGCUGAAGAAGAACGGAAAAGAGCCGAAGGCUGGAGUGGAGAUCACACUCAAGAACGUUUCGUACAAAACCAAGAUCUGUGAGAGAUCCACAUCACCUCGAUGGGAUGAGGCAUUUCACUUUUUGGUUCGUGACCCCAGAGAUGAAACGCUCACGGUGAAGCUGUCUCACAGCUGGGGCCAGACUCUGGGGUCCCUGACAGUCCUUCUGAGGGAGGUGCUGUCUGAGCCGGACUUGGUGCUGGACCAGUGGUUCCAUCUGGAUGGAGCACUGCCAGAGAGUCAGAUCCUGCUGAGAGUCACUCUCAAGGUAUUGGACACUCAAUUAGCAUUGUGUCGCAGCACGCUUGGAGCAGGUGGAGAUGGCGUAGAAACAUUCAUGCCCAAAUGGGAUCCCUCCCAUCUCGAUCUGAAGCACAGAGGUGGAUUUUCCAUCGUCACCGAUAACGCCAACUCAGUUUGCCAGGUGAAGCUUACCAUCGGCUACUCUACAGAGGAAAACAGGCUUUUCAUCAUCGUGCACUCCUGCAGAAACCUGGCAGCGUGCUCCAAGGACGGCGCCGACCCGUACGUUUCUUUUGUCCUGCUGCCCGACAAGAAGGCCACAACCAAGAGACGAACUGCCACCAAGAAGAGGGACCUCAAUCCAGAGUUCAAUGAGAGGUUUGACUUUGAUUUUGCUCUGGAGGAGUCCAUGCAGAAAAAACUGGAUCUAUCCGUGAAGCACAGCGGCUCCUUCAUGAGCCGAGAGAAGGAGCUCAUCGGCAAGGUGCUGCUGGAUCUGGACCAAAUUGACCUGAAGGCUUGUGUCACGCAAUGGUAUGAUCUAGUAGCAGAAAGCACCUAGAGGAAUCCCAUUUCCAGCGCUAUCUAACAUAAGCCCCGUGUUGCUUCUGUGAUUCUGUGAUUUGUGCAUUUGUAAUUCAGCUUCAAUGAAAUAUUCCACCAUCACCUGAAACAGAAAAAAGAAAAAGACAUUUGUGCCUCACGGAAACGCAAACCAUCAGUAUUUAUUGGUAGAAAAAUAACUGAGAGCUCACGAUUCUCAAAGCUUUGAAUUUGUGGACUAUCUUCUGCAUGGACAGAAAUUUUCACCAGUUAGAUAUUUGAUAAUGAUGCAACCAGGUUGCACAACACACCUGUGGUAUAUGUGUUUUAAAAGAUGCACAAAUCUGGAUUGAAUCUAUUUAUUUUUUUCUAAAAAAAAAAAAAAAAAAUGGCCUUAAGCUGUGGUGAAACUGUGUUUCAAAGAUUUACAACCUCAAACACAUUUGAGAGAUUUCCUUAAAUGUUAUAUUUUACAGUCUUAAAGCAAUUCCAAACAUUUCUCUGUUUAUAUAUGUUUAUAUUAUUGCCUUAAGUAUUACGAGACUGUGCACAGCUUGUCAGUGUUUAUGUGUUCAAGAUGAAGUUUUAUAUGUUCUGAAUGUUACUUUUCUAAAUCGGAGUAUUACAAAUCUUAAGGUCCUCGGCUAAAACAGAGGUGCGCCGCUGUAAGCUGAGUCAAAAUCACUGUGCUUUCAGGAAGACCAACCUUUACAGAGUGCUGGUGUUACAGCAACCGAUGCUUCUCUCUGUGUUUAAGUGUUUGUUGUACCGAUGCUUUCAAUGAUGCCUACGAUUUUUCAAUCUGCACAAGUAAAGACCAUGCUAUUGUUCACCACUGUCUGUAUGGGACGCAAAAAGUUAAUUUAUGGAGUUGGAUAGAAGAUUAUUGUACUGCGUUGGAACUGUAAAACUGUGCUUUAGCAUACUUGGAACAUAUCACUGUGCAUCAGCUAAAUUUGUUGAUUAGUUUAGAAGUUUGCACUCAUGAAUUAAAGCAAUCGUCCCUCGUUGUGUUUUUUUUCCCUUCUCAAAAUACAUUGAAAUGCUUAAUAAACUGCUUUAAAAAUCAA